Messenger RNA from Thamnophis sirtalis, 1180 nucleotides. The record is from RefSeq and is a predicted model, not a curated record. NCBI's taxonomy places the organism in Eukaryota, Metazoa, Chordata, Lepidosauria, Squamata, Natricidae.
UCUACAGUAAGCAUAUGCUUUAUUGGCUAUUAAUAUUGGCUAAUUGAUUCUGAGUGUCAACAAGGUUUACCUCAAAGAAAAUCAAAAUUAAUAUUUUGAUAUUUCCUAAUUGCUUUUUCCUCCUACAGUAUCCUGACUUGCUAUGAGUAUUCCCAACCAUUCCUUGAUGGGCCCUUUCAGAGGACAUAUGAGUAUUAAAAGCAGCGCCUUUUCUCCAAGUUCUUCCUGCAAGCUCUCAAGCCAGUACAUUGUUCAAGAUCAUAUGGCUGUGCAUUACAGAAAACUGCUCGCCGCCAAAGCUGCUGUUGAUUCAUCUGCUCCAAAGAGUUUAAACACAAGCAUUAAAUACAGAGACCAACAGAAAAGAGAGAAACUCAUGAAAGCUGUUGAAAAAUUCAAGAAAGAAGUAGCAUUGAUCCAUUCUACACCAUCAUGUCAUUCUAGAGGUGUUUCCGCUAAGAAUCACAAUCAGUUAUCAAAUCAUCUGGAUUUGGUUCCAAGACCAAGAUCAUCUCCUUUGAGAAAAGAGGAGCAGAAGCCUUCCCAGCGAUCCAAGAAAAUGUAUGCAAGUCUCCAGCCCACAAUUUUGAAAGCAGAAGAUAUUCAAGGUUCACUCUUAUCUCGUACAUACAAAAAUUCACUCCAGCCAUGUGCAUUAUCUCUUUCCCUGUCUCCUGGGAAAUUGCGUCAGAGGCCUAAGAAGACAUCUACUAGUGGAGAUCUACUGGACACACAUGCUGAUUGGUUUACGGAAACAAAGCAGCCUUUUACCCCAAAGCUCUUAAAAACAGCAAGUAAAUCAUUUCUUUCAAACUAUAGAUAUUACAACCACCCAUGCAGGAAGAAGAGCCUUUCUCUUCAUACAAAAUCACACAAAAGCUCAAGAAAUGUUUACAGGUCUAUGGAUAAUGAGCGGCUAAGAGCUUAUACGGAAAACCCUCCAUGCCAUCCACUCAAGAAACAUUCCGGGAACUCAACUACUAUUCAAGCACUUCUUCGUGAAAAAAAUGAAGAGUUGAAGUACCUGCAGUUGCUUCAAGAAGUUACAAAUUAUAUUUUGCUUAGAAGUUAUUACUGGAAGAAGUCAUUAGGUGAUAUAAUUCGGAUGCAUAUUAUCAACAGGUGUGACCUUGAUGAGGUGAGUAAUAAUCAUAAACACUGCAAUGUAUUCCAGGAAUAG